Messenger RNA from Podarcis lilfordi (Lilford's wall lizard), 23192 nucleotides. The record is from the annotation of a GenBank genome assembly. Lineage: Eukaryota; Metazoa; Chordata; Lepidosauria; Squamata; Lacertidae.
AGCGGGAGGGGAGAGGGGCGGAGCGAUAGGCUUGGCGCUCGACGCAUGCGCGGCGACCAACCCGGAAGUCAGAGGACCUGCUGGUGUAAGGAAGGCACCUGAGGUUGUCUACCUGGCCAGGUGUGUUGCGGGGAAGGGGUGGGAGGGGCAGGAAGCGUGGAGGGCCAGGAAUGGGGCGGUGGGGAAAGAGGUUAUCAAGGGAAAUAUAUUUGGGGUGGGGAGUAGAAAUAGGGUUGCCACAUUUUUCUUACCAGUGCUGCGCCUCUGCUUUUUAUUUAUUUUAUUUUUUUAAAGAAAGCUGCCAGACACGCAAGAGUUGAGCAGCUUUUCCUGGCAGGGUGACACGGAGGAAAUGUUGCCCUGCUCCCACGUGGUGUGUGGCAGGUUGCUGGUGUCUUAAGGCACAGGAGCAGGUGGAGCUGAAAGGAGAGGAAAGGUGGCAACCCUCCUGAGGGGAGGAGAGGGAGCCAGCCCCCAGUGCAUGCGGGGCAUGCCUAAGCUGUUGCAAUGUUGUGGUCGUUGUUUAAGCAGGGGGCUUUUCUCUGUGUGGGUCGGGGUGGGGCUUCUGCAGUGGGGGGUUGACUUUUGAUGGGAGGAAUAGGGAAAGGGGGAGAGAGAGCUGCGAGCUCUGGACAAGGAAGUAGAAAGGAGACAGAGGGAACGCGUAUCAGUUUUCUCACUGGUUGUAAAUCAAACACAACGGCACACUGCGCAGGUGUUGGCACGAUCGUUUCUCUUGGGUACAAUCUUACGCUUCGAUGCUAAGGAAACGGACGGGCCCAGUUGGGAACAGACGCAACUGAAGUCUCAGAACCCAGCUUCUGGAGGAGAUCAGUUCUGAUCUUGAGUAGAUUAUAUGUCAGGAGUGAGCAGGUGGCGGCGGGUCCAAUCUGCCACACUUGGGAAAAAAGGUACCAUGGAAUUGCAGAGUUGGGAGGGGUCCUGCGGGUCAUCUAAUCCAACCCCCUGCAAUGCAAGGAAUCUUUUUGCCCAACGUGGGGCUUGAACCCACAGCCCUGAGGUUGAGAGCCGUGUGCUCUAGUGACUGAGCCAUCAUGUUGCCAAUCCAAUAACAAGAAAGGUGUGUGGAAGAAAUGGUUGCCAUAGCUAAUCCACACACAGAGACAAGAGAAAUAUGUGGCGGUGGUGGUGGAAUACCACCCUAAGCCAAAAACUAGUUGCCCUUGCCUAAGAUGGAAACAAAAUCCCAGCCCCUCAUCCCCUCUACUUAAUCCGUCUUCUCCCCUUCCGGAGUUUAGGACAAUAUCAGGAAUUUUGUCUUUUGAACCUUCGUUAGUGCCUUUGGGCUUCACUUCUGCCUGUGAUGUGUUGUGAGCGCUGGGCUUUAUUUGUUUCCCUCCCCUGUAUUUGUUUAUUUGUUGCAUUUCUGUAUCACUUCCUUUUCCAGGGAAUUCAAGAUGGCUUGCAUGGUUCCCACCCCUCCUGUUUAAUCCCCACAACAACAACCCUGUGAGGCAGGUUUAGGCGGUGGGGGGGCAGUGACUGGCAGAGAGAAGCAGGGACAAGGUCUCCCCAAGUGAGCAUCACAUGGCUAUUUGGGGAUCUGAACCACCCUGGCGUGCUCAGAAAGAGUUGUCAGACUCUCUGCUGCUUCAUUGCGAAAGAUGAUUGGCACCUCGGAACAGAGCGCCUUGAAAAUACUUAAAAAGACACACUUGUGAGUCAGGUUGUCUGACAAUGCCCGGGAGCGUUCAAUUCUGCGGCCCGUGCAGUUAUCACCUUCUCUUGCGCAACUGCAGCAGUUUUGCAGCCUCUAAAGUUUUCCCUGCUCCCUCCCUCUCCCUUUCUGCGUUGGUGAGCUACACAGGUUAAUUACAUGGUUGCGGAUGAAGCGCUUGACAGCUAGAUUUAAUUUCAAGCAUUGCGCUUGGCGAGGAGCCAGAAGCAGAGCACUGCCUUGUGUACGGACAGGAAAUGCUUAACCUUUGGCGUUUGUGAGGCUUUCUUGGAUCUGAGCCUCCUGCAGUCCCUCCUUUUGCAAAAUGUUGGCCGCAGACCAGCAGAUGGCCUUGCUGCUGUUGAGAGCUGUGGUUGCAAUCCUAUACUCACUUUGUUCCAGGUAGAAAUGUAUAAACUGAAUUGGAAGCAUGUGAACUGGGAUGCCUCCAGUUUCACUCUUACCUUGGCUCCGAAUAUCCCAGGUAAUUUUAAAACAACUUUCCCUGUUAGAUGGGGACGAUGGGAAUUGUAAUUCAAAACAUCCGAACUACAUCUGGACUAAGUUGGCAAAAGCUUCCUCAAGGUAGGCUGCUGUUUUUGCCAUAAUGUGAUAAGAGCAGCCUAUCUUACAUGGCUGUUCCAAAGAUUAUUCCAGUGAUAUAUACCUUUUCAAUCAACACGUUAAAAAUAUUCACGGCAGCGUUUUUGUGUGCUCCACAUCCCUGUUUCCUUCUCCAACUGAAACCGAAACAGUUCUAAGAAAGGAACCGAAACUGACACAGUUCUAAGAAAGGAACAACAACCAAAAAAUGCUCUCCCAAUACGUCAUUGAUAUUUGGAACUCACUGCCACAGGGAUUUGGUGGGGGCAAAAGCAUGUUGGCUAAAAAGAUGAGACACAUCGGGAAACCAUAUUGAAGUAGCUCUUGCAAAAUCUUCAUGUAGACAGAAAAAUACCAAGUUAGUGAGAUGUUAUACUUUGGCAACCAUAUUGUGAAUUGGAGCAGAGGUGCCAAAUCACAUUUCAGUGAGCAAAAUGAGAAGGGUUCAAUAGGAGGCGGUAGCAAAGCUUUCAGGAAGGUAAAGGUAAAGGGACCCCUGAUAGUUAAGUCCAGUUGCAAACGACUCUAGGGUUGUGAUGCUCAUCUUGCUUUAUUGGCCGAAGGAGCCGACGUUUGUCCGCAGUCAAUUUUUCUGGGCCUUGUGGCUAGCAUGACUAAGCCGCUUCUGGCAAAACCAGAGCAGAGCACGGAAACACCAUUUACCUUCCCGCCGGAGCGGUACCUAUUUAUCUCCUUGCACUUUGACGUGCUUUCGAACUGCUAGGUUGGCAGGAGCAGGGACUGAGCAACGGGAGCUCACCCCGUCGCGGGGAUUCGAACCGCCGACCUUCUGAUCGGCAAGCCCUAGGCUCUGUGGUUUAGACCACAGUGCCACCUGCGUCCCAGUUCAGGGAGGUAGGUGGCCCCAGUUCAGUACUGUUAUUGUUGAACUGAAUACCCCUCACCAAGAAAUAGUUGAGGGCAUUUUAAGAGCAUCUGUUGUAGUUAGCUUUGUAUCUCAGCUACAAACAGGUCAGUCAUCAUCUGACUAGGAUCUUGGGGACCAGAAUUCAAAUCCUCACUCAGCCACUGGGUGACUUGGACCAGUCACUGCCUCUCAGCCUAAGCCUACCUCACAGCAUUGUUGUGAGGUUAAAUAAUAUGAGCAACAGUAAUAGCAAAAUUUAUCACCUGCCCUUCACCAGCAGGUCCCAGGGCCGGAAAUGAGUAUUAAAAACAGUUAAAGCAAAUUACAUUCGCAGGAAUAAGCGGAGAAUCCUGUAUGCCAUCUUUUGUGUCCAUGGAGAAAAGGAGCAAUAUAUAUUUUUCGCCCUAUAGGACGCACCGGCCCAUAGGACGCACCUAGGUUUUUUUUUUGGGGGGGGGGAAAUAAUUAAAAAAAAUUUUCCCCCCCCCAGCCGCGGGAACUCCCGCAGGGCUCCCUAGGCUGCGGAUAGCUUCCGGAAGCGCGGGGUGCUCUGCUUCAGGGCGCCCCGCGCUCUGGCAAGCAGGCUGCUAUCCACAGCCUAGGGAGCCCUGCGGGAACACACAUUCCGCCCUAUAGUGCGAAAAAUACGGUAAAUGUAAUAAGAAAAAUAAAAUCCCACCCCCCACUUAUAUGCAAAAAAGGAUUUGUGCUUUUGGGGUGAUUACCUAGGGCAGGGGGUCCAUUUAAUUGUUAAAAAUUCAGCAGAUGGAACCAAAGGAAGUGUCCAGAAAUAAAGGGUUUUUGUGUGGAGUCGUAAUCGCUUGCAAUCUGAAACACUACAAGGUAUUGUUUUUCUGAGUCCAAAACAGCCACCAAGCCUUGGAUCUCGUACGUAAUACAGCCACUAGAAUCUUGAAAGCUAAAACACACAAAAAGUUCAGGCACUGGGAUAUUUCUUUAAUGGUUGCCUUAACCUUGUGGAGGGUUGUGUGUUUUCAAAUGGGCAUGAGAGCUAGAAACUUGUGCCCUUCUUCCUCCAAGAAGCUGGCAGAAUCUGUUCUUUUCAGUUUAAUAUCCAGUAUCCAAAACAGGACCGUAUUUAUUGCGUCGGUUUGGGGAGCUGGGAGAUGCAAUAGGGGCUUGCUCUGUCCACGCCGUGCAUGGACCUGGUGUUGAAGUACCUCUGAGCGACAGUGUGGCACAGUGGUUAGAGUAUCGGACUGUGGCCUGGUUAGCCAGGGUUCAAAUCCCCCGCUUGGCUGUGAAGCUCACUGAGAGAGACUUUGGGCUGGUCAGCGCAUCUUUCAGCCUAGCCUAUCUCACAGGGUUGUGGGAAUUAAACGCGGAGGGGGGGAACCAUGGAGCUCCUUGGGUAGAAUUUGGGAUUUAAAUGCAAUAAGUAAAUAACCCAGCGAUGGGUGUGUGUGAGAGAGACAACCCCCUCUUUAUUAGAGCUGGAAUCAUGGUCACAUAGCUGCCUGUCCACUGUGUCCAAAGUCAGUGGCAGACCUCAGGGUCCUAAAUUUCCGUGACACCAAAGUUCAGUGCCUCCUCUCGCCUAAUAAUAAUAAUAAUUUAUUAUUUAUACCCCACCCAUUUGGCUGGGCUUCCCCAGCCACUCCGGGCGGCUUCCAACCAAAUAUUGUUGUUGUUUAGUCGUUUAGUCAUGUCCGCCUCUUCGUGACCCCCUGGACCAGAGCACGCCAGGCACUCCUGUCUUCCACUGCCUCCCGCAGUUUGGUCAAACUCAUGCUGGUAGCUUCGAGAACACUGUCCCACCAUCUCGUCCUCCAUCGUCCCCUUCUCCUUGUGCCCUCCAUCUUUCCAAAUAUCAGGGUCUUUUCCAGGGAGUCUUCUCUUCUCAUGAGGUGGCCAAAGUACUGGAGCCUCAGCUUCAGGAUCUGUCCUUCCAGUGAGCACUCAGGGCUGAUUUCCUUCAGAAUGAAGAGGUUUGAUCUUCUUGCAGUCCAUGGGACUCUCCAGAGUCUCCUCCAGCACCAUAAUUCAAACGUAUCAAUUCUUCGGCGAUCAGCCUUCUUUAUGGUCCAGCUCUCAUUUCCAUAUAUCUCUACUGGGAAAACCAUAGCUUUAAGUAUACGGACCUUUGUUGGCAAGGUGAUGUCUCUGCUUUUUAAGAUGCCGUCUUGGUUUGUCAUUGCUUACAAUAAAUAAACAAGUUGAGGGGCUCAGGCUUGCUGUGAAAGCUCUCAGGACGCCAGGGAGGCUUUGUUUUGUCACCGCUGAGAAACUCUGUAUGUGCUCAGGGCACUCUUCCUGCUGUUGUUUCACAGCCCCUUGCCAAACCUGGCAUUUAAAAGAAAACAUGAGAACAUUUUUUCAGUUACAAUGGCAAGGAGCAGAACACCCCCAGCACCACAGGGAGGUUGGGCUGGCCUCAACCAGAGCCAGGGCUUUUUCGGCGGUGGCCCCGAUCUGGUGGAACGCUCUGUCACAAGAGACUAGGGCCCUGCGGGACUUGACAUCUUUCCGCAGGGCCUGCAAGACAGAGCUGUUCCACCAGGCCUUUGGCCAAGGCACGGCCUGACCCCCUCCUUUGGUAAUCCUCACAGUACUCUAGCCCAAUGGUUGCCAUUAAUUUGACUCUUGAUUUUAGAAUGAAUUGAUUUUAGAAUGUGUUUCAAUUAAGUGAUUAUGAUUUUAUGUAAUCUGUGUUACUUUUAUUGCUGUUAGCCGCUCUGAGCCCGGCUUCAGCUGGGGAGGGCGGGAUAUAAAUAAAAUUAUAUUAUUAUUAUCAUUAUCAUUAUCAUUAUUUAUUAUUAUAUUUUCUUUUAAAUGUGGGGUUUAGCAAUGGGCCGUGAGUGCCACUGAGUGUAUGCAAAGUUUCCCACCAGCGACAAUUCCCCUCCCUGACAUCCUGAGAGCUUUGGGCCCCAGAACUUAUUUAUUUAUCCUGGAUUUGCAUUCUUUCCGAUGGUUCGGUCAGGUCAGGCUUGGGAAUGAUCGCUGCUUCCUUGGAGUUCCCUCCUUAUUCUUCCUCCUGCUUUGCAUUCUGCACUUUCUAGACGGUCCCUUGCAGGGAGUGGGGAUUUAAAAAACACACACACGCAAAACAACAAGCCUGGGUAGGCUGAGACUCUGCUGUCAUCCAUAUAUGGGCAUGCCCCAAACGCGGCCCUCCGAUUGGCUGCCGGGCGCCAUGCAUAUGCCUGUCAACAAAUGGCUGAGCCUGGCGGAUGGUGCGCGGAGGGGGGGGCAGGAGGGAGACUUGCAAUCUGAUGGAUUAAAGGUCCCUAUUGUAUUGCAAGGGGGGGCAUGUAGGGGCCGGUGGAAUGGGCCUGCUGGCCCUUUAAGGGAGCAGUAACACACACACACAGAGCAAAAGGGGGGGGGGAAGCUUUGAUUGCUUGCAAAAUCCCAAUAUCUCUCCCUGCUUUUCUUUUUUACAAACUGAUCCUCCCCCCUUUUCUAAGCAGUGUUUGCAAAAAAAAAAGGGGGGGUAAGAAAAAACGGAAGGAAAAACAUCCUUUGCAACCUGUGGAUCUGUUUUGUUUUAUUUCAUGCUGGUUUUUCCAGGCCCCAAAGCAGGGAUGUAGGUUUCAGCUGAGGCCUCCUCCAGAUCACACCCACUCCUCCCACCCCAGGCUUGGGAGUAACAGGUAAGAACCCUGGGAUAUAGUGUGCGGUUGUUGCCUUUCCCCCCUCAGAUGGAUUCUUGAUCUGAGAUCCUGGAAAGGGACUCUUGGCCUGGCGAGGCCUCCCCGCCCCCCUUCCCCCCCAAAUGCAUGACUUUCCCCCCUCUCUUCUUUGCAGAGAGCUGUGUUGCGGGUUGCAGCCUUGGCGCUGGGGUGCAAGGGGUGCAGAACUAUCCGCUGGGUGCUUGCCCAGGGCGAGUUGACACCUUGCGUGGGUGGUGUUGUCAAUGCUGGGCUCCCACCCAUCCCAAAGGUCCUUUCCCUGGAAGGACAUUGUUCCCUUUGUAGGCUCCGCAAGCGCCUGCUCCCCUCCCUUGUUUUAGUAAAAGGAUCGGGCCCUAGCAGAGCUAGAUCUCAGAAGCCACGGGAGGGGAGAAGGGGGGAAGGGGGACGGCACCCAAGUUUGUCUGCAUGGCCCGAGUCAGCGCAGGAUGUGGAGGGUGGGUGUGGAGGGGUUUCUGCAUGGGUGGGGGGCCAGGAAAGCGGGUGGCACCCCUUGCACUUGUUGACUCCGGUGGGCUUCCUCUUUCGAACCCCUCAAAGGCGGCGCUCACCACCCUGGGGUCCUGGAGAGCCCCAGGUUGUCCAACGCUGCUGCCCCCCACCUUUUCCCCACGUGGACUUCCCUAGGAUUUGGAUGACUUCACAAGAGGGCAGUGGGGAGAGGCAGACAUAGAACAGAACCUCCAUUUGCCUUCAGAAAAGGGGGUUCAGUCUGCUGUUUCGGCUAUAAGCGAGGCAGCACCCUUGCACUUCAGAGGUAGAAGCCAGCCUUGGGCAGAUUGCCAGUUUGGGGACUCUGGGCAGGUGGGACGGCAAGUUGAUUGGUGGUUGGGGGCCACCUUGGAAGUGUGUGUCUGUGUCUACCUGUCCGUAGUUAUUUCACAAGACUCCAUUCAUUCAGUGCUGAACGCUGGAUGCAAUGGUUCCAAGAGGUGUUAGAAAUUCAGGUGCAUAAGCUAAUCGCCAAAUGGCACCUUAAACCUGGGUUACAGGAGUCACAACAGAAUGUCUGGGUGCCAUGCCCUCCCCUACCAAUGGGGUUUGUUGUUGUUGUUGUUGAUGAUGAUUUCAUUCAUCUGUCUCUCUAUCUCUCUAUCUCAAAGCGGUUUCCAAACAUUAAAACAUCAUAUAAAACAACCUAAAGGUAAAGGGACCCCUGACCAUUAGGUCCAGUCGUGGCCGACUCUGGGGUUGCGGCGCUCAUCUCGCUUUACUGGCCGAGGGAGCCGGCGUACAGCUUCCGGGUCAUGUGGCCAGCAUGACUAAGCCGCUUCUGGCGACCCAGAGCAGCGCACGGAAACGCCGUUUACCUUCCCGCCGGAGCAGUACCUCUUUAUCUACUUGCACUUUGACGUGCUUUGGAACUGCUAGGUUGGCAGGAGCAGGGACCGAGCAACGGGAGCUCACCCUGUCACAGGGAUUCGAACCGCCAACCUUCUGAUCUGCAAGUCCUAGGCUCUGUGGUUUAACCCACAGCGCCACCCAUGUCCCAUAAAACAACCUAGAACAAAACAAAUUCAAGCUUCAAGGAAAAUAUUUCAGACCCUUCUCUAAGUGACAUUUUGCUUCCCCCAUAUUUAUUUACCUACUGAAUUUAUAUAGCUGCCCCAUAGCAGAAGAGUUGUGGGAAGCCAGUCUGGUGUAUUGGUUGGAGCAGCCUUUCUCAACCUGUGGGUCCCCAGAUGUUGUUGAACUACAACUCCCAUCAUCUCUAGCUAGCAAGGCCAGAGCUCAGGGAUGAUGGGAGUUGCAGUCCAACAACAUCAGGGGACCCAAAGUUGAGAAACACUGGGUUAGAGUGUCAGGCUAAGACCUGGGAGAUCAGGGUUCAAAUCCCCACUCAGGAAGCUCACUGGGUGACCUUGGAGUCAGUCACAGCCUCUUAGCCUACCUUACAGGGUCGUCGUGGGGAUUAACUGAGGGGUGUGUGUGGAACCAUGUACCCCUUGGGGAAAAGGCUGGGAUGUAAAUGCAAUAAAUAGGCUCUUCUGCUUACCUGCUCAAGAUAGCCGGAGGGGCCAGCCAGGUGGAGAUGUCUGUUGCCAACCUAGCAUCCGGAGAUCUCCAUGUGGGUGCAGUUGGACCCGUGUCAGUUGCAAAACGCGCCCGGCUAAUUUCUAACACUGAUGUUGUUUGGGCUUUGCGCAUAAUUCACCCUCCCCUCUGAAGCCUGUUUUGCAAGGGGUCAAACUGUAGCUACGGGAAAUAUCCCCAAACAGAAAAGUUUCCCGCAUAACUGGCCGGUGCUCUUUUUCCCCAUGUGGGGGAAACAAAAUCCAUUUAAGAAGUUUGUUAUUAACAGUGUGCCAAUGAUGUGCCCUAUAUUAGUAACACAAUGUUGUUGUUGUUUAGUCAUUUAGUCGUGUUCGACUCUUCGUGACCCCAUGGACCAGAGCAUGCCAGGCACUCCUGUCUUCCACUGCCUCCCGCAGUUUGGUCAAACUCAUGCUGGUCACUUCAAGAACACUGUCCAACCAUCUCGUCCUCUGUCAUCCCCUUCUCCUUGUGCCCUCCAUCUUUCCCAGCAUCAGGGUCUUUUCCAGGGAGUCUUCUCUUCUCAUGAGGUAGCCAAAGUCUUGGAGCCUCAGCUUUCGGAUCUGUCCUUCCAGUGAGCACUCAGGGCUGAUUUCCUUCAGAAUGGAGAGGUUUGAUCUUCUUGCAGUCCAUGGGACUCUCAAGAGUCUCCUCCACCACCAAACACAACAUUAGCCAAGUGGUUUAAGGGGUUGGGUGAUGUCCUGCAAGACCAGGGUUCAAAUCCCUGCUUGGCCAUGCAGCUCAUCGGCUGACCUUGGGCCAGUCACUGCACCUCUCCGCUUCACCUACCUCGCAGGGUUGUAGUGAGGAUUAAAUGUGGAGACGGAGAACUGCAUACUCUGCCUUGAGCUCCGUGGAGCGAAACAGGUGGGUGAUAAAUGCAACGAGUAAGCAAAUAAUAUAGGGACGCAGGUGGCGCUGUGGGUUAAACCACAGAGCCUAGGACUUGCCGAUCAGAAGGUCAGCGGUUCGAAUCCCCGCGACGGGGUGAGCUCCCGUUGUUCGGUCCCUGCUCCUGCCAACCUAGCAGUUCGAAAGCACGUCAAAGUGCAAGUAGAUAAAUAGGUACCGCUCUGGUGGGAAGGUAAACGGCGUUUCCGUGUGCUGCUCUGGUUCGCCAGAAGUGGCUUAGUCCUGCUGGCCACAUGACCCGGAAGCUGUACGCCGGCUCCCUUGGCCAAUAAAGCGAGAGGAGUGCCGCAACCCCAGAGUCGGCCACGAUUGGACCGAAUGGUCAGGGGUCCCUUUACCUUUAAGCAAAUAAUAAUGAAGCGACAAGUGGAUGCCUAGUGCAAAAGCAAUGUUAGAACAACUUGAGAGUUGCAAUUUUUUCAGCUUCGGCCAGUAAAAUAUGCAUGCUAAAAUGAUACCACUUUCUAAGGUAGGGAUAAGGAACCUAUCAGGGGCCAGAUGUGGCCCUCCACACCUCUCUGAACUCUCCCAAAAGCUCAGAACCAAAAAAGAUUGAGAGUUAAAGUGCAUAGGGCUGGUCAGUGUAUUGAUAUAUUGUCCAAAACCAGUUUGAAGUCCAUACAGUCAUAUCUCAGGAUAAAUACGCUUCAGGAUAAGUAUUUUCAGGUUGCGCUCCGUGGCGACCAGGAAGUAACGGAGCGCGUUAUUUCCGGGUUUCGGCGCUCACGCAUGUGCAGACGAUCAAAAUGACGUCACACGCGGAAGCGGCGAAACGCGACUCGCAGACGCGUCUUACGUUCUGUUCAGGAUGUGAACGGGGCUCCGGAACGGAUCCCGUUCUCAUCCCGAGGUACGAUUGUAUUGCAAUAACGGUUUCAUAGCUUUCGACCUGUCAAUAUAUCACGAAUCAGGAUGUGUGUUAGGACUAGGCGAUAGAUUGCCCCAAACCGGUUUCAAAUAUGACACUUCAAAUAUGACCAAAUGACACUGGUUUCAUAACUUUUGACCUGGCAUUGUAUUGCAAAUUGUGAUGUGUUUGUGUGUGCUAUGCAAAAAUCACAAUGUGGGAAAAGCCGUGAAGCCAGCCAAGGCCUCUCCGUAGCUUAUUACAGUGGUACCUCCGGUUGUGGGCGGGAUCCGUUCCGGACGUUUGGCCGGAUCCUGAGGUUUUUGCAACCAGGGGAUUGCUUCUGCACAUGUGCGCACAUCAAAACCCAGUAAAAUACUUCCGGGUUUGCCACGCGCGCAUCCCGAAGUUUACGUAACCAGAGGGUUACGUAAACGGAGGUACUACUGUACAGACAUCGUGAUAUAUAUCAUGAUGUUUAGCUAGUGAUAUAUCGUGAUGUUGAAAACCAGAUAUUGCCCAGCCCUAAAUGUGAACAUAACAGAGAAGGGCAACAGCCAUUUCAGCCGCUCCAGAAGCAUUCCUGAUAUUUGCAGGUUGGUUUGAUAGUCCUGUGGUUACCAUCCUCCAGAUGUUUUGGACUAGAGUUCCCAUCACCCCAGACCAUUGGCCCUGCUGACUGGGACACAUCUGGAGUUAUCUGCCCCUAUGCUAGUCUGGCACCACACUUCUCUUCUUGAAAAAAGCACUUGCAAAUUGGCAAAGAGGAGUGGAUCUACUUUUUGAAUUUCUCCCUCCUCUCAUCUUUUGCUCUCCUUCAGUGAACUGGGUGAAGAGGAGCGAUUACACACACACACACACACAGAGAGAGAGAGAGAGAGAGAGAGAGAGAGUGUAAAGGUAAAGGGACCCCUGACCAUCUCGCUUUAUUGGCCGAGGGAGCCGGCGUACAGCUUCCAGGUCAUGUGGCCAGCACGACUAAGCCACUUCUUGCGAACCAGAGCAGCGCACGGAAACGCCGUUUACCUUCCCGCCAGAGCGGUACCUAUUUAUCUACUUGCCCUUUGACGUGCUUUUGAACUGCUAGGUUGGCAGGAGCAGGGACCAAGCAAUGGGAGCUCACCCCGUUGCGGGGAUUCGAACCGCCGAUCUUCUGAUCGGCAAGUCCUAGGCUCUGUGGUUUAACCCUGUGGGGUGGGGGGUAGAUGCAUUUCCCCCCUGGAUGUAGAUGUUUUCCCACCACCCCACACAGCAGAAUGCACAAAGUCCUGAUCAUGAUUAAUCAAAGUGAGGAAAACACUGUGUGUGGCCUCGAGCUGGAGGAUUAAGGAAUGGGAAUCUCUGUGCCCCCCCCCUUUCAUGUUAAAAAGAAUACCACGCAGAACCCAGAACAUAGCUUCCCGCCAGAGUGGUACCUAUUUAUCUACUUGCACUUUGACGUGCUUUCGAACUGCUAGGUUGGCAGGAGCAGGGACCGAGCAACGGGAGCUCACCCCGUCGCGGGGAUUCGAACCGCCGACCUUCUGAUCGGCAAGCUCUGUAGUUUAGACCACAGCGCCACCCGCUUUAAUUAAGAUGGGGGGGAACGGAAGACACUACUGCACUCUGCACAAACCUUUGUACUUUCCUCUGUGCAAAUGAAUCUGUCGUUCCUGACUCUCUGGGCAAGGGGAUGAUUGUGAGCUUUAAUACGGGAACCCAGAGGCCUUUAAUCCUGUUUCAUGCCUCUGAUCGUUCCGGUGUUGGGAGGCGGCCCCAACCCACACGAGGUGGGUGGCCAGGGUGAGCUUGCUUUGCGGGCCUCCCUUUAAAGCUCUGGCAAGGUUUCAAAGAAAGAAGGAAAUCACUAAUAUGAGCCCGUGUCUGCAGCCUUGCAUCUCUGGGGCUGGAAGGCUCCCCCCAUCACAUGCAAAUUUCCUAGGUGGGCACUGAUAACAUAUUUUUAUUUUGAUUUGUUUGCUUAUUGAAUUUCUAUCCCAUCUUCUCCUCUGGUGAGCUCAAGGUGCCGUGCGUGGUUCUCCCUCCCUCCUCCUUUGACCCAGAUUUCCGGAAGUGCCAAACAUCCUGUCCUAGCCCACAGCUUUCUCUCUCCCUUUUUUAAUUUAUUUGCUCAACACACAACAAAAAAGGACAAAAUUAACCAAAGUGAAAGUACCAUCAGUCGCACCAUACAUAGAGAAUUAAUAUAAAUUUCAUAAUCCUUACACUGUCAUGGUCUCUUCUUUUGAAACCCGACUUCCCAUCUACUCCAUAAAUCAAAUUACCAUUCUUUACUGCCAGUACAUUUUAUUACUGUCAUCUCAAAACAUGUUCAAAAUAUGUUAAAUCGUAUAACUAGUAAACGAUAUUGCUGGAGUUAUUCAAAUGCUGCUACGGAUUUUAGGUCAGUAUCAUUCAUUUUCAAGUAUAUUUUAAAUACUUCCCAUUUUGAAAUGAAUUCUUUCCUUGGUUUGUUCUUUAAUUUUUUGGAUAGUAAAGGUAAAGGGACCCCUGACCAUUAGGUCCAGUCGUGGCCGACUCUGGGGUUGCGGCACUCAUCUCGCUCCAUUGGCCGAGGGAGCUGGCGUACAGCUUCCAGGUCAUGUGGCCAGCAUGACUAAGCCGCUUCUGGCAAACUAGAGCAGCGCACGGAAACGCUGUUUACCUUCCCGCCGGAGCGGUACCUAUUUAUCUACUUGCACUUGGCAGGAGCAGGGACCGAGCAACGGGAGCUCACCCCGUCGCGGGGAUUCGAACCGCCGACCCUCUGAUCGGCAAUUCCUAGGCUCUGUGGUUUAACCCACAGCGCCACCUGCGUCCCUAAUUUUUUGGAUAGGCUAUCUUAAUUCAGCAUAAACGAUCAUUUUUUGGACCCAGUUUUUGGGUCCAGCCCACUGCUUUCUCAAAGCAUUUGUGCGAGGAACCCCGGAGGCUUAUAGUGGGAAUUGCAACGCUUGUUUUCCGACGCGACUGUGAGCUCUGAGCUCAGCUUUCGUUGUUGGAAAAGUGGGGUACAAAUGCAAAGGGAAAAUUAAAAAUCCCCCGCCAAAGAAGGCAGGCGGUAACAGGGGGCAACUUCCCUGAAACACUGUACUUCUGUCCUUGCCCCUGCUGUCGAGCCAGUGUGGUGUAGUGGUUAAGAGCGGUAGUCUCGUAAUCUGGGGAACCGGGUUCGCGUCUCCGCUCCUCCACAUGCAGCUGCUGGGUGACCUUGGGCCAGUCACACUUCUCUGAAGUCUCUCAGCCCCACUCACCUCACAGAGUGUUUGUUGUGGGGGAGGAAGGGAAAGGAGAAUGUUAGCCGCUUUGAGACUCCUGAAGGGGAGUGAAAGGCGGGAUAUCAAAUCCAAACUCUUCUUCUUCUUCUCUCUGCCCCAUAGCUCCUGCCCAGACAGCUGCCCCUUCAGCUGCCUCCCCAGCCAGCCAGCCCCAUCUGUGCCGCAGCGGCUGCCUCUUUACGACACUGUAAUAGGAUCCGUAAUCUCGUCAAGCCUCCCUUCUUCCCUUGUAAGCCUGGAGUAAAUUAUGCAGCAGGAGGCCACGCAGAACCUGAGCUGGCCAGCCAGAGAGCAGGCUCUCGGGUGGGUGGGGAACAGUCUGCGUUGCCCACAGCUGGUCAGACUGUGGGGUGGGGAAGCAGGUGAGGAAGCCAGGGACAAAGGUGUGCAUGGGGUGAGGGACUCAGGUAUAAUAAUAAUAAUAAUAAUAAUAAUUUAUUAUUUAUACCCCGCCCAUCUGGCUGAGUUUCCCCAGCCACUAUGGGCGGCUCCCAAUCAAAUGUUAAAAACAGUACAGUGAUACCUCAGGUUAAGAACUUAAUUCGUUCUGGAGGUCUGUUCUUAACCUGAAACUGUUUUUAAUCUGAAGCACUAUUUCUGCGUUAGUGGAGUCUGUAACCUGAAGCGUAUGUAACCUGAGGUAACACUGUACAGCAUUAAAUAUUAAAAACUUCAGAUAUCUUUUAAAGAUAGGAUAGCUGCUUAUUUCCUUCACAUCUGAAGGGAGGGCGUUCCACAGGGCGGGCGCCACUACCGAGAAGGCCCUCUGUCUGGUUCCCUGUAACCUCACUUCUCGCAGUGAGGGAACCACCAGAAGGCGCUCAGUGCUGGACCUCAUUGUCCGGGCAGAAUGAUGAGGGUGGAGACGCUCCUUCAGGUAUACUGGGCCUUUGAGGCCGUUUAGGGCUUUAAAGGUCAGCACCAACACUUUGAAUUGUGCUCAGAAACAUACUGGGAGCCAGUGUAGGUCUUUCAGGACUGGUGUUAUAUGGUCUCAGCAGCCACUCCCAGUCACCAGUCUAGCUGCUGCAUUCUGGAUUAAUUGCAGUUUCCGGGUCACCUUCAAAGGGAGCCCCACGUAGAGCGCAUUGCAGUAGUCCAAGCGGGAGAUAACUAGAGCAGGUAGUCGCUGGUGGAUGAACGCAGUGGGUGGAGGGGCUCCGAGAGAGAGAUUCAGGCCUCCGAUGCCGCGCCCCCCCCCGCGCUUCUGCAACCAUUGCCAGUUCGUUGCCUUUCUUUGCUUCAAUCAUGAGAUCCAGAGACCUGAAACCAAAGCGUUGAUUUUCAAUUUGCUGGGGUUGAGGGAAUGGCCCCCUUAUGUUUGGGCCCCGCAGAACGGGGCCUUUUCCGCAGUGGCUCCUCACUUGUGGGAUGCUCACCUGGUACCUUCAUUAGGCACCAGUCGAAAAGGGCCCUCUUCAACCAGGCCUUUGGCUGGUUGAGAUCCGAUGCCCUUUUAAAAUGUGUCGUGGAAGGGGGCUGGUAUUUGUAUUUCGUACACUGUUUCUUAUAUUGUAGUUUUGUGUCAUGAAGCGCCCCAAGAUCUACGCGUAUGGGGCGGUAUGCAAAUACAGUGGUACCUCAGGUUAAGUACUUAAUUUGUUCCGGAGGUCUGUUCUUAACCUGAAACUGUUCUUAACCUGAAGCACCACUUUAGCUAAUGGGGCCUCCUGCUGCUGCUGUGCCGCUGGAGCCCAAUUUCUGUUCUCAUCCUGAAACAAAGUUCUUAACCUGAAGCACUAUUUCUGGGUUAGCGGAGUCUGUAACCUGAAGCGUAUGUAACCUGAGGUACCACUGUAUGAUAAAUAACAAAAUAAUAAUAUUAAUAAUAAUAACCUUUGAGAAAUCACCAUUUCUAGUGCCACACCCCAUUCUGUGAUGGAUCUGGGUAGCUAGGUAGGUAGCUAGCUAGGUAGGUAGAUAUACUAUGGGCCUGAAUUACGAUGUGUGAUUAAAAUAACAGUAGAAUAAUAAUAAUAGAAUUGCAGAGUUGGAAGGGACCUGAGGAUUAUCUAGUCCAACCCUCUGAAAGGCAGGCAUAUGCAGCUAUCCCACACAGGGAUCGAACCUGCAACCUUGGCAUUAUCAGCACCACGCUCUAACCAAUUGAGCUAUCCAGGCGUGAUGUAUUCUUAUUACGCUGUCCCACAAUUUGGUACUGGGUAAGGAAUGCAGCAGUCUAUUGUGUGGCUCCUGACAUCCUGCUAAAGGUUACCCUCUUGCUUUCACACAAUGAGGGCUAGAAACCUGACGGUGCCUUUUCAAAACCGGAAAGCUUAUUUCCUCUCCUGCCUGCUGGAAAGCUGAAUUCUGCGCCCCUCGUGACAACUUUGCGCGGAAAGAAAGCCCGCGCCCAGUCCUGCCCUGUUGUGAUUGCAAGCCGGCUGAUGUCUCUUCUUUUCCUCUUCCCCCAGGCACCUCCGAGGCCCCACGAGCUGCGCAUCCAUGAGCUAGGGAAAAGGAAGGGCCGCCUUCCCCCCUGCCCCCUUGCCAUGAGACAGUGAUGGAUCAGAACACCUUUUCCCACAUCCAGCUAUGGUGCCCGCGGCCUUUCGGCACCUACUCCCAGAACAAGCAGUGCCCUGGAGGCCAGGUGAAGAAGACCUUUGGGGACUUUGCCUGCAAAGCCAAGGAAGACGAAGAAGGCGGUGGCGAGGCCUGCUCCGAAAACACUCCCCCGGCCCCGCCGCCUCCACCCCCACCGCCCCCCACGGUCUCCCCCAGCCCCAGCCAGGUGGAGGAGGGCCGGGUGCUCUUGGACACGUGGUACGUGAUCAAACCGGGAAACACCAAGGAGAAGAUCGCCUUCUUUGUGGCCCAUCAGUGCAGCAGCGGCAGCCGAGCCAGCGCCAUGAAGGUCAAGGGCAACUGGGGGAGUGACAGCUCCAAGGCCAAGCGGCGGCGGAGGUCCCACGACCCCGGCAAGAGCAAGGCCUGCCCGGUCAAGGCGAAGGACGCCGGCAGCAGCAGCAAGGAAGCGGAGGAUGUGUGCCUUUGCCCGGAGUCCCACGCCGAGCCGGCGGGCGGAGACUCCACCGACCUGCUCUCGGUGGCUGAGAUGGUGGCCUUGGUGGAGCAGCGCACCGCCCUGGCGUUGCAGAACUACCCCCGGCCAAGCGUGCCGGCCGCGCCGCCGUCCCCCAUGGUCUUCGUGUCGGCGGAGCAGGAGGGCGAGGAGAAGAGGGCGCCUUCUCCGGGCGGCAGCUCGGACUGCAGCAGGGUGGCGGAGGCGGUGGCCCACUUUGAGUCUCAGCAGCGGGAGCGGAGCGUCCUGCGCCCCAACGGCCUGUGCCGGGAGUCUCCCGAAUGCGUGGCCAACUCCCAGCACAGCCCCGGCGAGGUGCGCAUCGCCUUCCGCAUCUCCAGCAGCCGCGACCCGCGCUCGCCCACCGAGGGCGGCCAGGGCGCCCGCCCCAACUGCAUGUUCAUGAGCUGCGGCGGGUCGCCCACGGGCAGCGCCGCCCGCGCCAAGGACAAAAUCACCUGCGACCUCUACCAGCUCAUCAGCCCCUCGCGGGACACGCUCCCCAACAAUGUGGACUUCCUGCUGGCCAACGCCUCCCCGAAAGGUGCCGACGGGGUCGCCAGCGAGCCCCCGGACGUGGAGAUGACUUGCCGGGAGAGCCCCGGCGGCUCCGGCAAGCUGGACGCCAUCACGGAGGGCGGCCGGGGCGGCGGGGAGAAGACAGGAGGCCCCGCCGCCGCGGUGGCUCGCGACUGCGUCUCCGGCUUCCACGUCGACGUGGUGGUCACCGGCGUGGUGGACCAGUGUGUCUUCUUCGGCAAGGACAGCACCAAGAAUAUGAAGGAGGAGACGGUCUGCCUGACGGUGGGCUCGCCCACGCAAGAGGGGCUGUGCUCGGCGUGCGACGACCCGCCGCCGGGCCAGCUCUUCUUCCUGCACGCCCAGGUGCCUCGGCAGGAGGACGGCAGGGACGUGGACGGCGCUUUUCUGGACCCUGCCGGCAGCGGCGAGGGCGGCCUAGAGAGAGCCGACGGGCCCGGCCUGGAGCCGACGUCCGCGGACACCUCGCUCUGCCGCCUCUACCGCCACGUCUCGCACGACUUCCUCGAGAUCCGUUUCAAGAUCCAGCGUCUGCUGGAGCCCCGGCAGUACAUGCUGCUCCUCCCGGACCAUAUCAUGGUGAAGAUCUUCAGCUACCUGCCGACGCAGUCGCUGGCCGCCUUAAAGUGCUCCUGCCACUACUUCAAGUACAUCAUCGAGACGUUUGGCGUGCAGGCCACGGACUCGCGCUGGACCCGGGACCCCCUGUACCGCGACGACCCCUGCAAGCAGUGCAAGAAGCACUACGAGAAAGGGGACGUCUCCCUCUGCCGCUGGCACCCCAAGCCCUACCAUCACGACCUGCCUUACGGACGCUCCUACUGGAUGUGCUGCCGGCGGACGGACAAGGACACGCCGGGCUGCCGGGUGGGACUGCACGACAACAACUGGGUGCAGCCUUGUGACAUGCUGAGGGAGAGGGCGGCCCGGAGGGAGGACGGGAGGUGAGGGGCAGAGCCCGGCGGGGACGGGGGACGAGGCGAAGAAGAAGGAGCGCCUCCCCCUCUUCUCCGCUCUCCUCGGGUGUGCAAGAGGGUGUGGUGUGAUUGUGUUUUACAGGAUUUUUGUUGUGUUGAGGGUUGUUUUUUUCAAAAAAAAAAAUAAUGCAUUUGGUUGCGUUUCCCCGUUUGGGUUUGAUUUCUUGCCUGCCCCCAGUUACAGAAGGGGGGCGGGGCGGCCAAAAAGGCAACGUAUGGAAAAGUAGAAAAUAAAAUCUACAUCUAAGGAGGCACAGGGCCCUUAGAAAUGAAAAGGGAAAUCGUGGGUGGCGGGGAUUAAAAUGACACCUGUUUUCUCUUCCAGCCAUUGCAGCUCAUCUCCAGGUUUAAGGGAGGGGAAGGGUUAACCUGCAGACCUCCAGGCAUUGUCCAACUCCCAACUCCCAUCAUGCCUUUGGCUAUCUCUGGAGGGCAGCAAGUUUCUGGUCACUGGUGUAGGGAGAUGAUGUGAAAAAUCUUCGAGUUGCCUUUGUCCCACCCCCGUUUUUGAAAAAUAGGAUGUUUCCUAAGCUUCCAGACUUCCAUUUGGGGAAAUUUGCUCUCCUGACGUCACGUCGCUGGUGGUACCCAUGCAAGGCUCGCAGAACCAUUUGUGUCCAUCCUUGUGUCAAUCGAGGAUGCAGCCUCACGGCUGACUGUAGAAACCAGAGGCAAAGUGUGCUGUGGUUUCCUGGUGGCAUCCCUGCACUGUCCUUUUUAAAAAACCAGCUUCUCAAAUCCUUUAGGGCAGCAGAGGGAUUUCCUCUGUGCCCUUGCAAGAACUCAUUCCUAGGGAGGGUAUUCCGAGCCAGCCCAGAGAGCAAAAUCGGUCUGGUUUCCCCAUUGCCACGGGAAAACUGUGCUUGUUUCUUUAAAGCAUGCUUCCCCAACGUAGUACCCGCCAGACAUUUUGGACUACACCUCCCAUCAGCCGCUACUGUAGUCCAAAAACAGCUGGAGGGGACCCCUAUUGGAGGAAGACUGCUUUUAAGACACAGCUGUUUCCUUACAAUGAAUAAACCUUGAUUUCCCAAGUUGCAAAUCUUGGCUUUGCUUCCUUCUUCCUCCACACCCCGAAUCUGGGCCCUUUGCUCCUCAAGUCCAGGCAUAGGCAAACUUCAUACCCUCCAGAUGUUUUGGACUACAAUUCCCAUCAUCCCUGACCACUGGUCCUGUUAGGUAGGGAUCAUGGGAGUUGUAGGCCAAAGCAUCUGGAGGGCCAAAGUUUGCCAAGUCCAUGUUAAGAGCAAACAGGACCCUGCUUCCCUGUUUUGAGGGUCAUUUAGGUCAGUGUUUCCCGACAAUCUUGGGUUUUUGGACUACAACGCCCAUCAUCCCUAGCCAGCAGGACCCAGUGGUCAAGGGUGAUGGGAAUUGUAGUUCCAAAACAGGUUGGAGACCCAAGCUGUAUUGGGAAACAUUGAUUUAGACCUCUUGACUUUGGCCGCGGUUCUCUCCCUCUUUCCUGCCGAACCUCCUACAUCCGAACCACCUCUCCUGGGUCUUCCUGUGCCCUCUGCAAACCUGUCGCCUCGCAAGGGGAACCUCGCGCCCCUGCUCCGUUAGAGAGAGACCCUCCUUUAUCCCCAAAUCCCUGCCAUUUUGAAACCCUUCCGGACACUCUGUGCUCUGGGAUCGCAUGCAACCCUUCCGGGUCCCACAGAUCAGAUCUCCGUUCUGCUACCUGGCUGCUUGGGACCUCGGGGCAGGUGGAUAGAACAGCCACAAAAUAAUCCCGAGUCCUUUUUACGAGUUGGAGAGGAACGGCGCUGAAAUCGCAUCGUUCUAGGAAGAGGGCAAAGAGAGUCUCUGCCAGAAAACCCUCUGCAGCCGUGUUCGAACCGAUCUGAGAGUUCUCUUCACCCCCCCCAAAAAAAGCAAUGGAACCACUUUAAAAAGCAGAGUUACCUUUGUGGCAUAGAGGGGGGGUUCCCAGUCCCAGACACCUGCUUGUGAGCUGCAAAAAAACAAAACAUUUGGCUCUGAGAAUAGGGGUUUGUUUUAACUGGAAUUUCCAAUCUGAGGUCUGCUAGCGCUAGGAGAAAAACAUAUCGCUGUCUGCCCGCUGAAUUGCACUAGCAAGCAAGGGGGCGGCAUGUUGCUUUGCCUAAUGGUCAAGCCCAGCAGUGGGGAAGGACGACGGAAGAGAAAGGGCCCCACACCUUGCAACUGUGGUUUAUGUUUGCCCGCAAUUCGCUGCAUGUCUGACGGCCCCACGGCAGGGUGCUUCUGCCCCCCCCCAAAUAAAAAUCAGGAGAGGGUUUCAUCGCCCAGACAUAUCACCUCCGUCUGCCUUUGAUGCCCUGCGCAUCUUCUUAGGGCUACAAACUCUCAUGUUGUCUUAAGGGCUCUGUUCGUGAUGUCUGGGGCUCCACCGGGUUAGGGGGACCUUGUUCUCUGCCAGGGCCCUGGGCAGAUAGGUCAAACCCCUUCCGUACCAAAGAGAGGGCUACCACCUGACUUUUUACGUGGCCCCUUCACCCCGUCCCCAGCCACCGUAGUGGGGCAGAGAGAAGCCAUUCUGCAGCAAAGGAGUUUUCCCACCCUCCCUGAAUACAGCAAACCCCCAUUGAGUAGUUUAUACUCCUUUGUGCAAGGAAAUUUGAUCUCUGCUGGGGAGCAGCCCUCUCUGUCCUGCACCCCACAGCUCUGUCCAGCUAGAGACCAAGAAUUGGGUGGGUCCUGAGACCCCAACCUUCUCUUCUCCCCACUCCCCCUGAUCCCAUUGUUCAAUAGAUCAGCUUGGAUUAUCUGGAGAAAAGUUUCCUCUAAGAUGUCCAGUCCACAGAAAACAAAAGAUUUCCAUGCGCCUCCCUAGCCCUCUUUUGAAAGUCUCAGCUGGGCUGUUGGCUCCCGUAAAUUUUCCCCAGACUGUCCUCUUCCCAGAUUCCAUACAGGGCAGUUCUUGCCGCUUUUAAUAUUUCCACAGGGGAGGCAGUCGCAAGAGCCGUUGCUUGUCCCCAAGGCUGGCCCAGCAGAAGGUGCAGCUAUGAAAAUUCUCCUGUACAGCUCUGCCGCUUUAUGGAUUCUGUGUCAACCUGGAAUCCACGCAAGCGCUUCGCUGCCCUCCCUAGACACAGCCAUCCUUAAGGCGGGGCCCCCUAAAGAGUCGUCCUUCCGCAUGCCUCCUUUUAAGAGUGUCAUUCCCCACACACACACACUCCAAAUAUGUGCACACACACUACAACCCAACCCAAAUAUACACCUGCCCUAAAUUUUGGGUGGUUUUUAGCCAUCUAUCUCAUCCUACCCGCCGCCCACCGAAAAAACCUUGCUCAUUUCUCUCCUCCCUACCAGAACUCUAUCAGGGCUCUGUCUGCAGUCUUCCCCAACCUCACACUUCGGUCGAAAAGUCUUGCCACCCGCACUGCUCCGCUGGCGAAGUGGAGUGCCUUCCUCAUCUCCUCCGGUCCUGUUCACACUGAUAUUUAUAUGCUUGUUUGUCUCUGUACAUGUGUGACAUUUUCAAAAAUGACUUUUGAGGGGGGGGGGGGAGAGACAGAAAAAAAAUUAAACAGCAGGAAAAAGAAAAGAGAAAAGAAAUAAGGCUUGAUUUCUGACAGUGGUUCUGCGCUCGUUUUUAUUUGCUGACCGAGGGCUUUCUUUGCACAAACCAGAGUUAAAUUGCAAAGCCCGAUCAGGACUGAGCAUGCUCAGGAGCGGCGGAAUGUUGAGCGUUGGUUGAAAAAGAAAAAUGGAGAACGAGGGGCAGAAUGAAGUGGGCUGCUUUCAUUACACCCAUUGUACAGAUGGGAUAAUAGAGGCGGAGGGGGUCAUGGCUCGCCUAAGACUACAUAGUGAGUUUGCAGCAGAGAAGAGAAUAAAACUGGGACCUGAUUCAUAGUUCAGCCUCUCUUGCCAGCAUACUAGAACAGCUCUUAAAAGCCCCAAAGAUUGUUAUUGUCUCUGAAACUGGUUUCACCUGGUGUCCCUAGAACAAAGAAUGAAAGGAAAACUAGGUAGUCCUUUUACCUAGCACAGCAGCUAGAAUCAAUAUCUUCCUAGCUUUCGUUUUCUUCCUCUUCUCCACCUCUCACCUCUUGUUUCAUGGUCACAUAGCUCAGUUGGUUAGGUAAAGGUAAAGGGACCCCUGACCAUUAGGUCCAGUCGUGGACGUCUCUGGGGUUGCGGCACUCAUCUCACUUUACUGGCCGAGGGAGCCGGCGUACAGCUCAUGUGGUCAUGUGGCCAGCAUGACUAAGCCGCUUCUGGCGAACCAGAGCAGCGCACGGAAACGCCGUUUACCUUCCCGCCAGAGCGGUGCCUAUUUAUCUACUUGCACUGGUGUGCUUUCGAACUGCUAGGUUGGCAGGAGCAGGGACUGAGCAACGGGAGCUCACCCCGUGGUGGGGAUUUGAACCGCCAACCUUCUGAUUGGCAAGUCCUACGCUCUGUGGUUUAACCCACAGCGCCACCCGCAUCCCCAGUUGGUUAGAGCAUGGUGCUAAUAGCACCAAGGUUGCAGGUUCGAUCCCCGUGGGAGACAAUGCGUAUUCCUGCAUUGCAGGGGGUUGGUCUAGAAUAGAUGAUCCUCAGGGUCCCUUCCAACUCUGCAAUUCUAUGAUUCCACAAUCUAAAGAGGGAGGCAGAGACGAGAAUUGAAACUCGGAGGUACUGCUGCCUCCAACUGUGAAGGCUAAGGUAUGAGCCCAUUUGGCCAUGAUACAGCAAUAAGUAACCAAACAAACUCCUCCGUUGCAAAGAGAACGUCAGCAAUGUCUAGGCAACACGAUGACCAUGUACAUACGCAAUAGACAAAUCUUUUAUAAAAUUCCUUCAAACCAUAACAAGU